Molecule: messenger RNA, 1519 nt
Organism: Diaporthe batatas
Lineage: Eukaryota; Fungi; Ascomycota; Sordariomycetes; Diaporthales; Diaporthaceae
Exons: 1
Coding region: 158-1519 (453 amino acids)
Biological process (GO): farnesyl diphosphate metabolic process; ergosterol biosynthetic process
Cellular component (GO): endoplasmic reticulum membrane
Molecular function (GO): squalene synthase [NAD(P)H] activity
Source: RefSeq, a predicted model, not a curated record
CAGAAAGCUGCUCUAGAUUUAUUUGAAUGGCAGAAUGACAAAGUUGGAACGCUCCACCCAUCAACCGCCCUCUCGCCCAUGCAGUAAUUAUUUCACGACUGUACCAGCGAUUGCAGGCUAGUAACCCCCUCUCUGCUUCGCGUCCUUGUUCACGAUCAUGCUGUCCGCUGUGAAUCUGAUCUACCACUUCUCUCAUCCCCAGGAACUGCUGGCCAUCAUCUACUGGAAAGGAUGGCGCCGGCCCGUGCACCCGCGCGACAAGAGCCGGGAGUCGCCCAACAUCCAGGAAUGCUACCGCCUCUUGGCACUGACGUCCCGCUCAUUUGUAGCCGUGAUCCAGGAGCUUGACCCUGAGCUCCUCAUGCCGGUCGUCGUGUUCUACCUCGUCCUCCGUGCUCUCGACACCAUCGAGGACGACAUGACCCUACCCCUCGAACAGAAGGAGCCCUUGUUGCGCAAAUUCCACUCCCACAUGGACGACGAGACCUGGACAUUCGAUGGCAGCGGCCCCAACGAAAAGGACAGAGAGGUGCUUGUUAAAUUUGACACCGUGUCCAGGGAGUUCAACAGGCUGAAGGACCAAUACAGGGUCAUCAUCAGAGACAUUGCCAGAAGCAUGGGCAACGGCAUGGCCGACUACGCAGCAAAGGCGGCCGCCAACCCCAACGGAGUCAGCGUCAAGACCGUCACGGACUACAAACUGUACUGUCACUAUGUCGCAGGCCUCGUUGGCGAGGGCCUUACUCGGCUGUUUGUCGAGGCCAAGUUUGCGGACCCGGCGCUUCUCGAGGAGAAGCCCCACCUGAUGGAGUCGAUGGGCCAGCUUCUGCAACAAGUCAACAUUACCCGCGACGUCCGGGAGGAUUACGACCAGAAGCGCUACUUCUGGCCCAAGGAAGUAUGGUCAAAGUACGUCGACACAUUUGGCGAGCUCUUCCUGCCGCAGAACCGAGAGAGGGCGCUGCAGUGCAGCAGCGAGAUGGUCUGCAUGGGCCUCAGCCGCGCCGAGGACUGCCUCGCCUACAUGUCGCGCGUCGAGGAGCAGUCGACCUUCAACUUCGUCGCCAUCCCGCAGGCGAUGGCCAUAGCGACGUUCGAGCUCUGUUUCCAGAACCCCGAGCUCUUCGACCGGAACAUAAAAAUGUCGAGGGGGUCGGCGUGCCGGAUCAUGAUCGACUCGACACAGGGCUUCCCGCGCCUCUGUGAGGUGUUCAGGCACCACGCCAAGAGGAUUCGGCAGAAGAACAGGCCCGGGGACCCCCACUUCACAGAGAUCGAUGCUGCUUGCUCCAGGAUCGAGCGGUUCGUGGAGGCCCGCUACCCGUCGGGAGCCAGGAGGAGGGCGCACGCAUCGGAACAAUGGACGCGUCUGGCAUACCUGGCUUGUGCAUUCUUUGCUUUUCUUGUGGCGUACAUGGCAAGUCAACAGCUACUUCAUGACCUUUUCGUCGCAAACAAGCCAUUUAUUAACGAAGAGAAGGUUGCCAUCGCCUGGACCAAUUAUUCGGCCGCGCCUUGA